UUUUUCUCUGGCUUUUUCCAGGCUUCAUGUCAUACCACGGCUAAUUCCUGAAAUUCCUGCCCUCCUCUCGCUUCAAACAAGCGGCUUCAGGAAGGAGACUAGGCAGCAGAAAACAAUCAAAACAAUAGAAACACAUUAGACUGAGUCAUUCUUAAUUUUAAAAACAAAUUAUUAUUCUACCUGCCUGUGUGUCAGUCCACUGACAAGAGUCCCGCCAGGUCUGCACUGCCACAACUAGACCAUCAUCAUCUCAUCUGUGGAUUUCAUACAAGCAUCCCCACUGGUCUCUUCCUGUCUCCCAUCAUCUCCCCCAACCCAGACCCUCCACCCCCUGCUCCCUGGUCCCCUUCCCGUGGUCCCACCACGUCUGCAGAGUGGGUGCCGGCUCCCUCCCCCAGGGGUGGGAGUGAGGAGCUCGGGGAUGGACUUGACAAACCUCUGGAGAAUGAUGCGGAGGGCGUGUGGAGCCCCGACAUCGAGCAGAGCUUCCAGGAGGCCCUGGCCAUCUACCCCCCCUGUGGCCGCAGGAAGAUCAUCCUCUCGGACGAGGGCAAGAUGUACGGACGAAACGAGCUGAUUGCACGGUACAUUAAACUUCGCACGGGGAAGACGCGGACCAGGAAGCAGGUAUCUAGUCACAUUCAGGUUCUAGCCCGGCGAAAGGCCAGGGAGAUCCAGGUGAAGCUGAAGGUACGCUACGACCAGGUUGCCAAAGACAAGGCCCUGCAGAGUAUGGCCACCAUGUCCUCAGCCCAGAUCAUCUCACCUGCGGCUUUCCAGAACAAGAUGGCUCUCCAGGGCCUGUCAAGGCCCGCUUAUCCCACUAGCGGUGGGUUUUGGCACGGGGGGCUUUCAGGACAGCCAGGAGGACACGAAGACAUUAAGCCCUUCUCCCAGCAGAGUUACGCCAUGCAAGCGUCCGGCCCGACCCCUAUAACAGGUUAUGAAAGCACAGCAGGGCUGUCAAUGUCUCCUGGUGCCCCCCCUUGGCAGGGUAGAAGUAUUGCCAGCUCCAAGCUGCGGAUGCUGGAGUUCUCCGCCUUCCUGGAGCAACCUCAGGACCCGGAAAAUUUCAACAAGCACCUGUUUGUGCACAUUGGUCAAUCCAACCCGAGCUACAGCGACGCCUAUCUGGAGUCCGUGGACAUCAGACAGAUCUACGACAAAUUCCCAGAGAAGAAAGGGGGCCUGAAAGAGUUGUUUGACAAAGGGCCACCCAACGCUUUCUUUCUCGUCAAGUUCUGGGCGGACCUUAGUAUAAACCUGCAAGAUGACAGCAGCUUCUUCUAUGGCGUUUCCAGUCAGUACGAAAGCUCUGAGAACAUGAUCAUCACCUCAUCCACCAAAGUCUGCUCCUUUGGCAAGCAGGUGGUGGAGAAAGUUGAGACGGAGUAUGCACGUUUUGAGAAUGGGCGCUACGUGUAUCGAAUCCACCGUUCCCCAUUAUGUGAAUACAUGAUCAACUUCAUCCAUAAGCUCAAACACCUGCCGGAGAAAUACAUGAUGAACAGCGUACUGGAAAACUUCACUAUCCUGCAGGUGGUGAGUAACAGGGACACACUGGAAACCCUCCUGUGCAUAGCCUACGUCUUCGAGGUGUCCACCAGUGAGCACGGCGCACAGCAUCAUAUUUACAGGCUAGUCAAAGACUGACAUUCACCCAGUUGGGACUUACCUUCUCUAGACCCAUUGUAGCACCUCAGUGAGCAGCAGCACUAAAUCAAUAUCGGAUACUUCCUCCGUAAGCUUAAAGCUGAAACCAUACAACUCAGUCAGAAGCCCAGAGAAACACUGGCUUUGUCAGCAUGCCCGGGAACUAUAUUACUGCUGAGGAAGAGAUGGAUUUGGGAUUGUGGAAGCUGAAACGACCUUAAUGUGAAAAGUGACGAGGAAUAAAGAAGAGGACCAUGAUACACUGUGGUCUCUAAACCAAAGGAGCCAACAAGACCUGAAUGAGAAAGUUUCCAUUGGUGGUGUUUUUUCCAUCUCAUUUUACUAGUGCUUGUUUUUGAUUUUAGAUUAUUUUACAUGCAUGCAUGUGCAGGGGAUGUUUGCUACAGAGCGGUUUGGCUGCCUCAGUGUGCCACCUAGUGACAUAAAUAUAAAUUAAUGGGAUAAAAAGAAUACAAGUAGACUGACAGAAUCCCUCCUUUGCACAUACAUGAAAUAUCACUGUUUUUUGUGCCAAUCGUUUGUGUUAUUUGAUUAAUUAUGUACAGUGCCACAUCCAUCUCAUCUAAUCAGAUUUAUGAAGAUAGAGGCUAAAAUGAUUUUAAAAAGAGCUAUUCUAUUCACUUUGUUUGAUGUUUAAUGUUAAAUGUUUGUAGUAUUGUCUUACUGUUUUUGAUUGAAAAUGAUCUGACUGCAAAAGGCACAUAACACCGCUAACUUGAACCAGAUUCAGAUCUGUAACCUGAUUACAGAGGUUGACUGUAACCUGCCCUGAAGUGUCGGAUGAAUAUACAAGUGUUUCUUACAAAA
Molecule: messenger RNA, 2481 nt
Organism: Eleginops maclovinus (Patagonian blennie)
Lineage: Eukaryota; Metazoa; Chordata; Actinopteri; Perciformes; Eleginopidae
Product: transcriptional enhancer factor TEF-3-like
Exons: 12
Coding region: 556-1653 (365 amino acids)
Biological process (GO): embryonic organ development; hippo signaling; regulation of transcription by RNA polymerase II
Cellular component (GO): transcription regulator complex
Molecular function (GO): DNA-binding transcription factor activity, RNA polymerase II-specific; RNA polymerase II cis-regulatory region sequence-specific DNA binding
Source: RefSeq, a predicted model, not a curated record